AUGACUGUUAACCGGAAAGGUUGGAUUCGGUUCGCCCUUGUGAUAGGCUGCUUAGUCUUGCUACAGCUAGUACUUGUAACCUGUGCGAAAGUGCCAGCACCUGAUUUGGCACUGGCGAUUGCCGAUGAAUGUGUGAUCUUGGCCCAGCCCCAAAGCCGUGCUUUGCUCUCAACGACAAUCAACACCUUCAUCGUCAUUCCCUUUGCCAAAUCGCUGCAUCAUCUUAUAGCCAACGAGAUUUUCUUUCGAGACUUUCUAGAAUAUGGCGGAUCAAAUGAAUUCAAGGAAGCUUUCUCUUUGUUUGACAAAGAUGGCGAUGGCACGAUCACUACCAAGGAGCUCGGAACUGUGAUGCGCUCACUAGGUCAGAAUCCGACGGAAGCAGAGCUACAGGAUAUGAUCAACGAGGUCGACGCUGAUGGGAACGGUACCAUCGAUUUCCCGGAGUUCCUUACUAUGAUGGCGCGCAAAAUGCGCGACACCGACAGCGAGGAUGAGAUCAAAGAGGCAUUUAAAGUGUUCGAUAAGGACGGCAAUGGCUAUAUCAAUGCUGCUGAGCUGAGACAUGUCAUGACAAACUUGGGCGAGAAGUUGACUGAUGGUGAGGUCGAUGAAAUGAUUCGUGAAGCAGACGUCGAUGGCGACGGCCAGAUCAAUUACGAUGAAUUUGUGAAGGUUAGCUUUCAUCCAUACGAUCCCAAUUUCAUAAAUUUGACCCUUCUUCCGGAAGAUGAUGCUGUCGAAAUAAAGUGGAAUGUGUACUUGGAUCGUCACGUGUGGAAUGAUGUCAUCUAUGUGAUCAUUAGCUCCGCAGCACCUGUAACCAAUGUCUCAACAAACGAAAAACACCAGCACUUCACCCAGUCACCAACAGGGACAGCAGGAGCACCAAUUCAACAUUACUUCCUCACCCAUGCUAAAUCUAACGAUCCAUCAAACUUGGCUGGGGGACCUCGGAGGGAUGCGGGUUUAAAUAGCAAGCCCGAGUUUCAGGCCUACCACGCUCGCGAUCCAUAUGUGCCUAGGGGAGAAAUUAUCAAUAGCCUCGAAGCCCCAUUGAGUCGUGAGGAAUUACAUAGAAGGACAGAGGAGCUAAAUAAGAAGUAG
This is a messenger RNA of Suillus paluster, 1107 nucleotides long. RefSeq lists its product as uncharacterized. The transcript has 10 exons. NCBI's taxonomy places the organism in Eukaryota, Fungi, Basidiomycota, Agaricomycetes, Boletales, Suillaceae. The record is from RefSeq and is a predicted model, not a curated record. The coding region runs from base 1 to 1107 and encodes 368 amino acids. Gene Ontology annotation, molecular function: calcium ion binding; enzyme regulator activity.